AUGCACGACAAGUUCUCAGGCUCCGAAGCCCCAAACAAGGUGCGGAUGAUGGUCUUCGAGACGGACGAACCCCAUCCCGAGACGAUUGAAGAGAAGGGAACUUUUGGAGACGUCUUUGAUAGGCUGUUCAAGACCGCUGGCGACAACCAUGACCCUCCACUUGGGAUCGAGACAGCCAUGAAGUUUGUCGUAGAGCCCAAGGGUGGAAAAGUGCCUACAGUGGAUGAGCUGAAAGACGUCCAUGCUAUUUUGAUCACAGGGAGCAUGUACGAUGCUCAUGGCGAUGACGAGUGGAUUCACAAACUCAUGAAGUUGCUACAAGAUUUGUGGCAACAUCGUCCCGAUAUUAGGCUCUCUGGGGUCUGUUUUGGCCACCAAGUCUUGUGCCGGAUGCUUGGAGCAAAGGUCGACACUGUUCCUGGUGGCGACUGGGAGCUCUCACAUACAGAAAUCACACUCAGUGAUGUUGGCAAGCAGCUUUUCAGGACGAAGAAUGAGAAAUUACGACUACACCAGAUGCACCAGGAUCACGUCGUCGAGCCGCCGUCGUCCAAGUCCACAGACUUGCUCAAGGACGGUCAAAAAGUUCACAUUUGGGGAAGCUCGGAACACACAGCUGUGCAAGGCAUCUACAUCAAGGACCGCCUGUUUACUUCUCAGGGACAUUUGGGCUUCGAUGAAGAUAUGGUCAAGCGACAGAUUAAUCUGCGUGUCGAGAGCGGCAGUCUCAAGGACUUGAACCACGCCGAUGCCGCAAAGGAGACGGCUGAUAUGGAACACGAUGGCGAGGUUGUCGCUGGAUCGAUUCUACGGUUGUUCCAUGGCGAGGACAACGAUAUCCCUUGA
This is a messenger RNA of Aureobasidium vineae, 846 nucleotides long. NCBI's taxonomy places the organism in Eukaryota, Fungi, Ascomycota, Dothideomycetes, Dothideales, Saccotheciaceae. The record is from the annotation of a GenBank genome assembly.